CGAUAGUAUCGGCCGGUAAUGCAGUUGGAGUUGUAUAAAGUUUAGAGUAGGCAUGUGGUGUGAGCGCGAGGAGCGGUGCCGCUGAGCGCGCGAUGUGUCGCUCGGAGCGCGCUCGCGCCCGCGCCCGCGUCCGCGCUCGCGCCACGGCCGCGCGAUGAGCGCGCGUCGCACGCCGCGUGGUCGCCUGCACGCGCGCCAGCUCGCCAGGUCUCUCGUCGUGCCGCUUCUCAUCACACUCGCACAUGCACAAAGCGAGCGUGCGGCAGCGGCUGAUCGACUGGAAAACGUGACGCACACCGUGUCGCGGAUUCUCGACGGAUACGACAUACGACUCCGACCUAACUUUGGUGGUGAUCCCUUGUAUGUCGGAAUGGAUUUGACUAUUGCAAGUUUUGAUGCUAUAUCAGAAGUGAAUAUGGAUUACACAAUAACCCUUUACUUAAAUCAGUAUUGGAAAGAUGAAAGGCUGGCUUUUGGUUUGCCCGAAGAGAUUUUGACUCUAUCGGGAGACUUCGCCGAUAGGAUUUGGGUGCCGGAUACGUUUUUUGCAAAUGAUAAGAAUAGCUUCCUUCACGAUGUGACGGAGCGCAACAAGCUGGUGCGGCUGGGCGGCGAUGGCAGCAUCACCUACGGCAUGCGCUUCACCGCUACACUCGCCUGCAUGAUGGACCUCCACUACUACCCCCUCGACAGUCAGAACUGCACCGUCGAGAUUGAAAGCUAUGGAUACACGGUAUCUGACGUGGUAAUGUACUGGAAGGAUACUCCUGUCCGUGGUGUAGAAGAUGCUGAGUUACCACAAUUCACCAUCCUUGGUCAUGAGACUAACGACAGAAAGGAAAAAUUGGCAACAGGAGUGUAUCAGCGACUAUCGCUAAGCUUCAAAUUGCGAAGGAACAUCGGAUACUUCGUGUUUCAAACAUACUUACCUAGUAUUUUAAUUGUAAUGCUCUCAUGGGUAUCAUUUUGGAUAAACCACGAGGCAACUUCAGCCAGAGUCGCUUUAGGUAUCACAACUGUACUCACCAUGACCACAAUAAGUACCGGGGUGCGAAGCAGCUUACCAAGAAUAUCUUACGUGAAAGCCAUAGACAUAUACCUGGUGAUGUGCUUCGUAUUCGUCUUCGCCGCUCUGCUGGAGUACGCAGCAGUUAACUACACGUACUGGGGCGCCAGAGCUCGGAAGCGGGCCAAGUUAAAGAACCGAGAUCAGAUGUCUACCAGCACCAGCGUUGAAAAGGACCUGAAAUGCUCCGGCGGAUCACGUUCUCCGGAAGAAAUCAUAGCGCUUCGAGAAUGUACCACUAGUGCUGGCAGAGUGUCACCUCUACUGGGCCUGCGAUCGAAACCUUUACCAGCAGCUACGGGGGCCCCUCCAUCCCUGAGAUUGCAGCGCGACCAUGCACAACUCCGCUACAGGACAAGACCUCACUCCAGAAAUUCUAGAAAUGGAUCUACAGGAAAACCGAAGGUGAUACACGCAUUACGUCGCGGCGCUACAGUUAUCAAGGCUUCGAUGCCGAAAAUACGCGAUGUUAACGUAAUAGACACCUAUUCCCGAGUAGUGUUCCCCGUCUGUUUCCUUAUAUUCAAUGCUGUGUACUGGGUAUUCUAUAUUUUUGAUUAAACUAAGCAAUGUAUUGAAAUUGAUGUAUGUAACGUGAACUAUUGAAAUUAGGUAUUAAAUACUUCUUUGUAACAAUUACCAAUGUUACGUGUCUCUUUAUCCAUAAUUUUAAGUAUUAUAAUUUUUAUGAAACAAAAUCCAGUGCGUGUAAGUGAAAUGUAUGCGUUGUUUAUAUUCUAAGUAGAUUUGAAUGUAAGUAGGUGAUAGCAUAUCGCAACUGCCACUAUUUAGUUUAUUACGAGGUAAAUGAGCGUAAGCAUGGAAUAUUUUAAAUGCUUAUUUACUUCUAAUCACUGUCCUAUUAACUUAUAUAUUGUUAUUGUGAAGUUGCUAUAACUUUAAACUAUUUA
Molecule: messenger RNA, 1977 nt
Organism: Manduca sexta (tobacco hornworm)
Lineage: Eukaryota; Metazoa; Arthropoda; Insecta; Lepidoptera; Sphingidae
Gene: Lcch3
Product: gamma-aminobutyric acid receptor subunit beta-like
Exons: 10
Coding region: 155-1627 (490 amino acids)
Biological process (GO): nervous system process; chemical synaptic transmission; regulation of membrane potential
Cellular component (GO): neuron projection; GABA-A receptor complex; synapse
Molecular function (GO): extracellular ligand-gated monoatomic ion channel activity; neurotransmitter receptor activity; GABA-A receptor activity
Source: RefSeq, a predicted model, not a curated record